Messenger RNA from Carya illinoinensis, 1544 nucleotides. RefSeq names its product ATP-dependent Clp protease proteolytic subunit-related protein 1, chloroplastic. Gene Ontology annotation, biological process: protein quality control for misfolded or incompletely synthesized proteins. The coding region runs from base 101 to 1282 and encodes 393 amino acids. Lineage: Eukaryota; Viridiplantae; Streptophyta; Magnoliopsida; Fagales; Juglandaceae. The transcript is spliced from 9 exons. Gene Ontology annotation, molecular function: ATPase binding; serine-type endopeptidase activity; ATP-dependent peptidase activity. The record is from RefSeq and is a predicted model, not a curated record. Gene Ontology annotation, cellular component: endopeptidase Clp complex.
UCGUGGACUCUAGUACGUGCCACAUAGCGGCUGGGAAACAAAGCCACAUACUUUUUACAUUGCAAAGCGCCGAAGGCAGUGAAAUCUGUCUUCUCUCUCUAUGGCAACCUCGCUGCUCUGCCCGCUCUCGGCUCUACCAUCGUCCACCAUCGAGGAUCCUCGAGCAUCUGGGCAAGUGGGUCCCUCUCUUGGGCUCCAGAAGUCCACCUUCCUUCCCGGCACCAAGCUCUUCUCUGCUUCUCUUGUUCACCCAACAAGGAAGAGCAUAGCUCGAAGAUGCUUCUGCUCCCCACUUGCCAAAUCCUUGGACCACAUUCCCAAGCACUUAAGGGAAGAGAAUCUUAAAGAUGGAUUGAUGGAAAAUUACAAGAAUGCACCCCAAUAUCUUUACGGCCUUACUGCUUCACAAAUGGACAUGUUCAUGACAGAAGAUAAUCCCAUCCGACGGCAGUCAGAAAGAGUUACAGAGGAAAGCAUCUCAUCUGCCACGAACUAUUUGGACCAUGGAGGGAUGUGGAGUCUAUCAGGCAGUGGUGAAAAGGGUCCUUCAAAGUACAGUAUGAGUGUAAGCAUGUAUCGUGGAGGAGCCAGAGGAUAUGGAAGACCCAGAACUGCUCCUCCUGAUUUGCCUUCUUUACUCUUAGAUGCUCGGAUAUGCUAUCUUGGCAUGCCAAUCGUGCCAGCAGUAACUGAGCUCCUUGUUGCUCAAUUUAUGUGGUUGGACUAUGAUAACCCUUCAAAGCCUAUAUAUUUAUACAUAAAUUCAUCUGGAACACAGAAUGAGAAGAUGGAGACUGUUGGAUCAGAAACUGAGGCAUAUGCCAUAGCUGACAUGAUGGCUUAUGUCAAAUCAGAUGUCUAUACUGUGAAUUGUGGCAUGGCAUAUGGUCAAGCAGCAUUGCUCCUGUCACUUGGGGCAAAGGGUUAUCGUGCUGUACAGCCAAACUGCUCCACAAAGUUAUAUCUUCCGAAAGUCAACAGAUCAAGUGGGGCGGCCAUAGAUAUGUGGAUCAAGGCCAAAGAGCUGGAUGCAAAUACUGAGUACUACAUUGAGCUAUUAGCAAAAGGAAUUGGAAAACCUAAGGAAGAUAUCUCUAAAGACAUCCAGCGACCUAAAUAUUUCAGAGCACAGGAAGCCAUAGAUUAUGGCAUUGCAGACAAGAUAAUCAACUCAAGGGAUGCUGCAUUUGAGAAGAGGAACUAUGAUGAGAUGCUCGCCCAAUCAAGAGCAAUGAGAAGAGGAGGAGCCAGUCCACAAGCUGCACCCUCUGGAUUUAGGUAAUUAAAGAGCAGCAGCAUAGCUUAAAGGCUGGCAUAAAAGCGCCUUGGGAGGAUUUGGUCACGCAAGGAGCUUCUGUUGAACUUCUAGUUAUAGUGCAAGAAUGAUAAUGUACCGUUUUGUGACCCCAGCACACUUCAGUACUGUUUUUUUAAAUGCUUAUACGUAGUAUCUUGGAGAUUUCACAAUAUUUAAUUGCUUGCGUAACCUAAAGACAACAAUUUUGGGCUCUUUAUUUUGUAUAAAUGUAACCUAUUUUUGUUUA